This is a messenger RNA of Pogonomyrmex barbatus (red harvester ant), 3810 nucleotides long. It is a transcript of the gene Golgin104, whose product is annotated as coiled-coil domain-containing protein 186. NCBI's taxonomy places the organism in Eukaryota, Metazoa, Arthropoda, Insecta, Hymenoptera, Formicidae. Gene Ontology annotation, biological process: vesicle cytoskeletal trafficking. Gene Ontology annotation, cellular component: trans-Golgi network. The record is from RefSeq and is a predicted model, not a curated record. Gene Ontology annotation, molecular function: small GTPase binding.
AGCGCAUGCGCAAAUGCCGACACCUAGUGCUGUUAUCCCAAAAUUGACAACCAUCUGAUUGACAUCGCGCGUCGUGCGAUCGAGGUUGACGAAUGAAUUUUUCGCGUGUGUGAGUGAUUUUUUUUCAAUUUUAUAGAAAAAUCUCGAAUGCAUUUGAUUGUUCGUUUAUCCGCGAUGCCGAAAUUCGGUGGACUCGCGGCGGGCUCGAUCAGGUCGUGAGACAGGUUCUAUUUCGAUUGAUUCUAAAUGUUCUAAUUCGGCAUGGACGAGAUUUCAGAGCCCUUUAGGGAUGAGACAAAUUUUGCCGAAGAGCACGAUCGCGCCGAUCGUGCCGAUGUCACAAGGCAUGAUGUCCGUCCGCUUGAAGGAAUGGCAGUGGAGGAUAAUAUUUCAUCUGUGCAAAAUGAUCAUGGAAAUAACAUGUUUAAAAAAGAAAGCAGUUUGACAUUAAACAAAAACGGUGAAGAAUUGGGAUUAAAUUGUUUAACUGGCAAUAUCGGCUUAUCCAUCGCUUUCGAGGAAAAUAAGUCCAGCCCUAACAUUCCUAAUAAAAAACUUCAAACUUGUCAGUUGUCCAAUAGCGAGAGUCGUCUUUCAUACGACAGUGAAUCUCUUCGCAAUUCACUUUCUUAUCAUAUAAGCGUUUCAUUACCUGCGAUAUCGUCCUCAGAUUCGUACUUAGUCAGAGAUAAAACCAGAGCACUUGAAAACAAUGUACAUACACAGGCAAAUAUAGCAGCAAGUUGCACCGAGGAAGAGACGUUGUUUAAUCAGUCAAGUGAUGAGAAGAAGCCUUCACCUGAUUCCAUGAACAAAGGAAGUAUUCGAGCGUGCGAGAGUAAUUCAAUUCUGGAAGAUGAAUGCGAGAGAAAUUGCCUUAAGGAACAGAUAAACAAAAGCAGUAUACCCGAAGUGAAACAAUUUUCUGGAGGGGUGAUAGAUCCACGAUUACAGAUGGAUAAUAAAGAGACCUUGAAUGAGGGGAGUCAAGCCGAGAUAAAUGCAUGCAAGAAGAAUGAGCCGAAUUUAUCUUCGGCAUUAAACAUGAAUACGCGAGGUUUGGUGUCUCGACCAACACUAGCCGACGAUAGUAAACUCGUAAAAAUGUCACUUUUGACAAAUCCAAUGAAUAUAAUGCAGUCAAAUGUUCAGCUCCUAAACAAGAGCCGUAAUUUUUUAAACUUUAUUACAGAGAAGUCGACAAACAUUAUGGAGAAAGCUUUACUGCCGCAGCAUUUGGCAAUGAAAUACAAUCACAUAUCGAAGUCAGUCGAAACCGACUCCGCGAGAUUUUCUACCGGUAACGUGUCUUCCUCCACGAACGCAGCGUCUAAAUUGGACGCGGAUUCAAUAGUAAAUCGGAAUAAUACAAGUACGAUAAAACAUAAUCACGACGAGAGCGAAGAUAAAUUAGAUAACGUAAUAAAUAACGAUAAAAAAAUACAUCCAGUUGCAUGUGUGAAAGAAAAUAAAAGGUAUGAUGAAUUUGAACAACAGCUAUUACAUAAUCUUGAGAACGAAGUGGUAUCAGGUGGGAAGAAGUGUGCUUUUAAAAACAAUGACUUGAAUAGAUUAGAUUAUGAUGUAAUCAAUGAACAAGUGAAGGGCGACGUGUCAACGGAAAAUAAAAGUUUUUUGCAGACGGAAGAAUUAUACGAUGACACAUAUAAAAAAGACUCAUCUAAUAUUAGUACUUUAGCAGAUUUAGAUAUUUUGAAAUACGGCUCGCUGGAGCAUCCGUUGUAUCUAGCUCUGUUAGAAGAUUAUAUCAGUUUAAAACUGAAACAUUCGAAGCUGUUAGAGAAAACGGUCGAUUUAGAAAAAUCGAAUAGAUCGAACGGAUCGUUUCAAGAAACGGAAGCGCUUGUCUCACAGGUGGAGAAUUUGGAGAAAGCUGUGAAUAAAUUAACCGCCGACCUGAAUGCGUCACUGGACACACAAGAAGCCCUGAAGAAGGAAUGUAUUUCUGUUAAUAAGGAAAAGGAAGAUAUGGUCAUGAAAUAUGUAACUAGUGAGAAACAAUUGAUCGACACACAAAGAGCGAGAGACUGCACGGAACGUCGAAUUAAGGAGCUUCUAAAGGACCAGGAGUUACUACAAAAUAAGUUGCGUCAAACGCAAGGUGAGCGUGCAAGGAUAUGUAAUAUCCUAGAUGGGAAAUGUCGCGAAGUAUCUGAUCUUCAGAAAGAGAUGGAGAGUUUAAAAGAAGAUGUUAAAACGAAAGAGAUCAAACUUAAAUGGACGCAAAAUAAACUCAAAACUGAGAUGGAGUCGCAGAAGGAUACUCAACAGAAAUUAGAUAAAGCUUUGAUGAAAAUAAAUGAUAUGAAGGAGGAGUGCGAGCAGAUACGCCGCGAAACGCAGGAAUCAUUUCGUAAAUUUCAGCAAUCUGAAGAGAAUAAAGCCGUGACAUUGGAUCAACAGCUGAAAGAGCAUCAGGCACGUUUGAUCCUGGAAAGACACGUUACGGAGGAUAAAGAAACGUUGAGACUUCAGUUGCAAAAGGAGCUGGAGACGCUGAAAAUUAAGCAGCAAAAUUUAACCGAGGAAAAUAAGAGGCUUAGCCUAAAACUACAAGAGUCUGAGAAAGCUCGAUUGAACAAUGAAAAUGAUUUGAGUGAUUUAAAGAUCAUCGCGGAUCAGCGUCAGAAGCAAAUUACUGAAUUAUUAGAUAAAGUCUCUCAAUUAGAAGCAUUAAAAUUCCAACUGCAACAGAAAGAAGAACAUAUGGCGUCGAUAGAAAUGGAAUUGCUGCAGUUACGAUCGACCAACGAGGAACUGCGAUCUGACAUGCAGGCAUGCCGGCAGAAGGAAGCGGAUAUGUUGGACUUUACUCAAAAACUGACGGAUACGAACGUGCGUCUUCAAUCCGAAUUCACUGCGAUUCAAGGAAAGGCGGAUCAUCUUGAAGCCGAGCAGGGCCCGCUACAUGAUUGUAUCAGUGAAUUGACCAGCAGAAUCAAGACUUUGGAAGAAGACUUGAAGCAAGAACGCAAAAAGCGAAGAGAGGAAUGUGAGAUUCUAGCUAAGCAUGUUGCUGAACAGACACAAUUCGCGCAGAACUUUGCCCAGAAAUUGGAAGAAGCGCAAGGUGAAUACACACUAUUAAAGAGGAAACACCAAAGUUCUAUAAAAGAGUUGACACGAGAAUUGCAACAAUGUCGUAGAAAAUUAGAGAUAUUUGAAGCUACAUCUCCCAGUAAUUCAUUGGACAAUGCAUCUAGGACCGGAUCUAAUACUUCUUUAGCAGGUGAUACAUCAAAUGGUGCCUUAUCAGACAACAAUGCUAAUAGCGAUCAUACUAACUCUUUAGAAUCUAAUAAACAAAUACUAAUGGAUCGCAUUAUACAGUUGCAAGAAAUAAAUGUAAAAAGGGCGGAAAAGUUAGAUUUUUUAGAAGGACAUACACAGACAUUAGUCGAAGAAUUACAGAAGAAAACGAAAAUAAUACAAAAUUAUAUUUUAAAUCAAAGUUUUGGAGCUCUGACAUGCAACGAAAGAGAUCGAUAUAAGCAUAGCAAAAGCAGAAGGGAUAUAGUAGAGUUGGCACGACAUGGAGGUAUAAUGGCAUCUGUUUAUAAUCACCGAGUUUCGGAUGAGAAUAUGACCUUAGAACUUUCCUUAGAAAUAAACCAAAAAUUACAAACAGUUCUCGAAGAUACAUUAUUAAAAAACAUCAUGCUAAAGGACAAUAUUAAUACAUUAGGUAAUGAGAUAGCAAGAUUAACAAUGCAGCAUCAAAAACAUAUUGACAAUUAAUAAUUAUUACAUUGUAUAAGUAUGUAUAUAAUACAUCUAUACAUAAUCCAC